UACACUACUUGUAUGUGUAUUGCUUAGUAUUAAUUAGUAUUGCUUUCAAACAUGUUGGGCAUAACAGCAAAGUCACCAAAGAAGCUAUACUAUCCGAAGAUUACAUCAAUAAUUGUAUUGAAGGUAACCUAGCUUUCCUCCGUUGCAUACCGAAUUCGGCUUGGUACUGGUCUGAUAGAAAAAAAGACCUUUUCGCUAUGAUUAGACAAUUAGGGGCUCCAACUGCUUUCAUGACACUCAGUGCAAAUGAAACUGGGUGGACUGAUUUGCUCAAAUUAUUGUACAGGCUGAAAAGUCAUGGAGAAAAUGUUUCUGAUGAAUUUCUAUCAAAAAUGUCAUAUGCACAGAAAGCUGAACUUGUCAACGAGGACGCAGUCACAUGUGCAAUUUACUUCAACAAAUUGGUGAAUUGUUUGUUGAAGAUUUUGCAGUCAAAACGAGAAAAUCCAUUUGGCUCAUUAUGGUUUCACUCAUUAUCGAGUGAAACAUAACUUCAAACGAAUAGAAUUCCAGCACCGUGGAAGUCCCCAUGCCCACAUACUUUUAUGGUUGGAAAACGCUCCAGAAGAUCUAUUAAGUAACAGCAAAGAAGUCAUAGAUAUGGUCGACAAGUUAGUUUCAAUAGCAGAAUCAGAAGCUUCUGGAAAUAUCAAACUCAUAACACAUAAACACACCUUCACGUGUUACAAAAAAUUGGAUCCUGGGAAAAAAGAUAAUUGUCCAUUUGGAGCACCCUUUUUACCAUCGCGUAAUACAAUAACAUUGAUGCCAAUGAAAGAUACGGAUUCCGAUUUCGAUGCGAACUUAGAUUACGAUGGAUUUGAUGAUUUUUAUGCUAAGAAUUAUAUUGUUUCUGAUGAACAUUAUUACAAUAUAAUCCGAGCUGGAAUAACGCGACCGAAGUUAUUUUACCGUCGAACACCAGCUGAAAAAUGGCAUAAUCCUUUUAAUCCAUUUGUGUUCCAUUGUCUGCAAUCAAACAUGGAUUUCCAAAUCAUUCAAGAUGAGUACGCUUGUGCUGCUUAUGUCGUCGAAUACGUGAACAAACAUAAUCGAGGCAUCAGCAAUUUACAAAGACAGAUUAUUCAGGUUAUGGACGAAAAUCCAGAGUUUGAUAUAGUAGAUAUAACGAAGAAAUUGAGCGUUGAUCUCCUACAUGCCGUCGAAAUGCCUGCACAAGAAGCUGCUUGGUAUUUGUUACGUAAACCAAUGGCUAAAGCAUCUGUCACCACUGUUUAUAUACCAACAAUAUAUCCAACUGAACGUCAGGGAAUAAGGAAGACCUGGAAGGAACUACACAAGCUAGAUGAUGACUGCACCGAUGCACAUAGGAGUAUUUGAAAUAAAAAUCCGGAAAAAAUUAUUUAUUCGCAUUUUUUUAUUCUUUAUGAAAUGGAAGCUAAUACUAAAUCAUAAUUUCAUGUAAAAAAAUAAUAAUAAAAAAAAUUUGAAGAAAGGAAAAAAAAAUUUUUAAGAAAUUUUGAUGCAAUUCAGUCAAUCAGAAUCAUUAUCCUGAUCAGAGUCGGUGCUAUAAUAACUCGUGGACCUUUCCAUUAAAAUAGAUAUUGCCACCUUGAAAAGAGGUUUGCUUUUCUUCUUGUUCUUCUUUGUACUGGAACUGAUCAACGGGUCCGAUGUUAGCAAUAACCUAUUUAAUAUAUCUCUGUUGCAGUCUACUCUAGAAAAUUUCCUGGCAUAGUCCACACGAUAUUUUCUAAAAUGUUUAUUUCGUGCUUCAGCGGCUUCCUCUGAUAGCUGUCCGAUCGGUACAAUGGCUACUGAUAUUAUUUGAGCACCAUGCCUCAAGAUCUUGUGAGCUGUAGGCGACAUUGGAUGCCAACCAUACAGAUCAACGUAUAAUCGAGCAGUCUUUUGUGCAUAGUUAUCAAAUUCAUUCGGAUCGAUCUCGUGUCCACAUGAUACAAUCUCAAGGAUAACUUGGAACAUCUUUAUUAAUUCUACGGUGACUCCUGUAAUUCGUGAAGAGCAUUCUGGGUUUUCGAAAAACCUUCUGGAUGUCGAUUUAAUGAAAAUGAUGACCGCAUACUUUGAAACACUAAAAAAAUAAAUGGGGUGCGUUGGGGGGAAAUGUUUUUUUUAUUUUAAGUUAUCGACAGAAUAUAUUUUAUUCCUUCAUAAAAAGUUCCAGGCGACAAGGCGCGACACAUAAACAAAAUCACUAAAAUAUUGUAAAUUUCAUUAAAAAAAAUUAAUAGAAAAAGGAUUUUCCAAAAUUGAAUUUAUAAAUCAAAAUAUAAUGAAGAAAUAACUUAUAAAAUUAUUUUUAUACAGUACUUAUCUUCUAAUUCCAUGAUCAGGUCGUUUUUUUCCACUUGUCCGCUAGACGAAUUUAUUAUUGAACACAAAACUACUGCGAUUAUACUAGAGCACGAAAAACAAAGACACCCAAAAAGCACAAUAACGCACUUGCGAACGCCGUCGUCACGAAGUAAGUGGACUGUAGCGAAAGGGGGGUCUGUUUGAAAGGGGGGUCUGUCUGUUAGAUGUAAGAUGGGAGAUGCGGCGUGAGCGAGUAUGAAGUGCGAAUCGGAGUCAGCAGUGAAGAGUUGGAACCAGCAGUCGGAGUGAGUUGUCAGCAGUAAGGAGGAGAAGUCGGUGAUCAGCAGCCAGGUGUGCACGCCCUCAGUCGUCCAGUCGCAGUCGUACUACACUAUAUUCUAUUAUUCUAUUCUAUUAUUCUAUAUUCUAAUAAAUGACAAUUUGCUUUAUAUUUGGGGGCUCAACCGAAAACAACGAAAAAAAAAGAGUGCAUAAGUAAAUUUGGUGCCUGAGUAAUUCUUGCAUAUGAACGAAAAAAAAACAGGAACCGACGACGAAGAAAAAACGACAGUGAGAAGAGGAAAGGCAAAAUUACUGCAAGCAGCCGCAAAAGAAAAAGCAGACACAAAAAAAGAAGAAAAGCCAAACGUAAAGCCGUUAGUUGUGCAAACGAGAGAAUUAUACUCGCUGCGAUCACGCAUGAUAAUGUCAGAGACAAAAGAAUCUGAAAAAGUUGCAAAAGCGAUGGAAAAAAAAGUUGAAAGAAAAGAGAAAACACCCGUGUUCAAGGUGAUAUGAAUUUAGUUACACAAAAUAAUGAAAUGCUCCAGCAGUUUGUACAGUUGUUAACUUUAAAAAUUCGGGCAGACGAAGUUCAGAAAGAUGAGGGAAAGCUGAUAGUGGAAAACUUCGCAAAAAUUAUACCCGAAUUCGACGGUAGUAAUAUGCAAGUGAAGGCGUGGUUUCAAAACUUUGAGUUGAAUGCCGACGCAUAUGGGCUCAGUGAAAAACAAAAAUAUGUGCAAGCUCGUGCCAAGAUGACCCAUACAGCCGCACUAUUUUUGAAGUCGGCAAUUGUGUAUGAAUACGAUACAUUGCGGGAAGUGUUGAUUGAUGAAUUCGCUAGAGUAAAAGUAGGCAGCGCCGAAAUAAACAAGCAAUUGAUGGAGCGUGUGAAGCUCAAAAACGAAAGUUUUCAUGAGUACCUUCUUCAAAUGAAACGCAUUGCUGCGCGUGGAGUCAUAGACACAGAAUCAGUUAUAAAAUAUGUGGUAGAUGGUCUGAAUCUCAAAAGUGACUUCAAAUUUACGCUUUACGGCUGUUCAUCAUUUAAAGAACUGAGAGAAAAGUACGAAGUGUAUGAAAGUAAUCAAACCUAUGAGAAAGAGGAGAAACGACAAAUUCAGCCGAAUAGAAGUAAAUACGGCGCACAGGCAAAUUCUGGGAAAAAGCAGCAUUGUUUUAAUUGUGGUGCCCAAGAUCACAUUCGAAAAGACUGCGAAAGUGAGGUUAAGUGUUUUCGCUGCAACGAAAGCGGACACAUGGCGAAAAACUGUGGUACAGCACCAAAAAUAAGUAUUGCCUAUGAGGAACGUCGACUUAAAAAGUUGUGCAUCGGUGACAUCUGGGUGGAAGCUCUAGUGGAUACUGGAGCUGACGUCUCAAUCAUUAAAGAAGCCGUUUUCAAGAAAAUGAGUGGUGUUAGUCUGCAGCAGAGUGCCUCUACCUUACGAGGUCUUGGAAAUGGCGUGACGCGCCCGCUUGGUCAAUUCAAUGCAGAGGCCAAAAUCGACGAAAUGAAGCUUACACACAGGUUCCUGGUCGUGCCGGAAAAUGCCAUGGUCUGUGAUGCCUUACUAGGAUACGACUUUGUGGCAAAGUUUCGGGUAAAGAUGACAGCAGCCGGCUUCGAGUUUUAUCCCCCUACUGGGGAGGAAACUGUGGAAUCGAAUCAGCUAAGUAUUCUAAAUGUUAUUGAGACCAACACUGAUAUAGAAACUCCUCCGCAGCUUAAAGAAGCAGUUGAAACCAUGGUUAGCGAGUUCAACAUGAUGGAAAAAACAGCCGAAUGCCCGAUCGAGCUCAAGAUCGUGCCGGAUAAUAACAUUGUGCCUUUUCGGCAGGCACCCAGUUGUAUCGCUGCCAACGAGGCACAAGCGGUAAAACUUCAAGUCUAGGAGUGGCUUGAUACAGGCGUAAUUCGGCAGUCAACGUCUAAUUUUGCCAGUGGCAUAGUGGUUGUCAAAAAGAAGGAUGGAAGCAACCGCAUUUGUGUCGACUACCGGCAGCUCAACAAAAUGGUACUUAAAGAUUGCUUCCCGGUACCUGUUAUUGACGACGUGCUGGAAAAGCUCCAGAGGGCCAAGUUCUUCACAGUCAUGGAUUUGGAAAACGGGUUUUUCCAUGUGCCGGUCGAAGAAAAUAGCAGAAAGUACACCGCUUUCAUUACAAAGGAGGGCCUUUUUGAAUUCAACAAAGCACCAUUUGGGUUUCGCAAUUCUCCAGCGGUUUUUAUUCGAUUUGUCAACCAUGUGUUCCAAAAGCUAAUGAACGAUGAUGUUUUGGAUCUGUAUAUGGAUGAUAUAAUCAUACAUGCAGUAACAGCGGACGAAUGUCUGAGGAAAAUGGAGAGCGUGUUCAAGAAGUCAGCAGAGUAUGGCCUAAAGAUAAAAUGGAAGAAGUGCCAUUUUCUCCAGACGAAAAUCCAUUUUCUAGGCCAUGUAAUUGAAGAAGGCAAAAUCAAGCCGGGAACAGAAAAAACAAAAGCAGUCGAAAAAUGUCCAGUGCCGCAGAAUAUUAAAGCUCUGCAGUCUUUUCUGGGUCUCACUGGGUUUUUUUGCAAGUUCAUUCGAGGAUAUUCCCAGAUCGCAAAGCCGCUAACAAACCUUUUGCGCAAAAAUGAGUUGUUCCGAAUGGAGUAUGCCGAGCUAAAAUCGCUGAAAGAAUUGAAGGAUGUACUUAUCUCGAAGCCUGUUCUAAGAAUUUAUAAUAGAGAUGCCAGAACAGAGCUCCACACAGAUGCCUCGAAGGAUGGGUUUGGUGCCACAUUGCAGUGGUACGACGGGCAGUUGUAUCCAGUCUGCUACUGGAGUAAGAAAACUACACCGGCCGAAUCGAAGAAGCACAGUUAUAUACUGGAGGCAAAAGCAGUGUAUUUGGCUUUUAAAAAGUUUCGCCAAUACCUACUUGGCAUUUCAUUCAAACUGAUUAUCGACUGUGCCGCGUUCAAGCAAACCCUUAAGUAGCGGGAUGUUCCGCGUGACGUGGCAGAAUGGGUUGUAUACAUGGAGCAGUUUGACUUCGAAGUGGAACAUAGGCCUGGCACCCGAUUGAAGCACGUUGAUUGUUUAAGCCGCUACCCACAUCAGAUAAUGAUAGUCUCUGCAGAAGUUUCUGCCAGACUACAGAAAGCGCAGCAUGAUGAUGCCAUGAUCAAAGCAAUUUUAGAAAUUUUAUCCAGCCGACCUUAUGAAUCUUCAAACCUUAUGACGACUUCAAAAUUAAAGGAAGCCUAUUGUACAGAUCAGUCGAAGGCACUGAUGUGCUUGUAGUCCCAAAGAUUAUGGAAAAGGAGGUCAUCACAGAAGCACACAGAAUUGGCCAUUUUGGUACUCAGAAAACAAUGCAUUCUAUCCAACAAAAUUAUUGGAUCCCACAUUUGGAAGGAAAGGUGGCUAAGGUCAUCAAUAACUGUAUCAAAUGCAUCAUGUACAACAAAAAAUUGGGCAACAAAGAGGGAUUUCUUCACAGUAUCGACAAAGGAGUAGAACCGUUACACACCGAACCGUAGACCACUUGGGGAUAAUGGAUGCCACAGCCAAGCAAUAUAAACACAUAUUUGCGAUUGUGGAUGGCUUCACAAAGUUUGUCUGGCUGUAUCCAACUAAAACCACCAGCAGUAAAGAGGUUUUGCAAAAGCUGAACAACUGGUCAGAUGUUUUCGGUAAUCCUAGCCGAAUCAUCAGUGAUCGUGGAUCGGCAUUUACGUCAGCUGCUUUUGAGGCGUACGCUAAGGAAAACGGGAUCAAGCAUGUAGGGGUCCCAAGAGGAAACGGUCAAGUUGAACGCGUGAAUCGUUCCAUUUUGGCCAUAAUCUCAAAGCUGGCAGCGGAGAAGCCAGAUAAGUGGUUUUAGUUUGUGCCAAAGGUACAGCGAGUCAUCAAUGGCACAUUACACAAGUCUACGAAGCGCUCGCCAUUGGCAUUAAGAUGAUGCUAAUGGUAAUAUUCUGCAAAUGCUAGAGGAGGAGAUGUACAAUAGUUUCGACGAAGAGCGACAGAAAACCAGGCAAGAAGCUAAGGUGGAAAUUCAGCAGGCACAAGAGGACUAUAAAAAAGCGUUUCAUAGAAAAAGAAAGAACAAUUAUGGUUACAAGAUGGGUGAUCUAGUUGCUAUUCGUUCGAGAGAGGGGGCAGUGAGUUGUCAGCAGUAAGAACGAGAAGUCGGUGAUCAGCAGACAGCAGUGCACGUCCGCAGUCGUCCAGUCGAACAUUAUACGUAAAACGUAGCAAAUAAUACAUUAUAUUAUUUGCUUAUUUCAUAUGAUAUUGCACUUUAAAUAUAUUGUACGUUACUAUACUAUAUUCUAUUAAAUAAUGGCAAUUUGCCUUAUAUGUAUAUCUAUUUUAUUUGAAAUUUUUGUAUUUUAAUUCA
Messenger RNA from Drosophila ananassae, 6933 nucleotides. RefSeq lists its product as uncharacterized. Gene Ontology annotation, cellular component: cytoplasm. The transcript is spliced from 2 exons. NCBI's taxonomy places the organism in Eukaryota, Metazoa, Arthropoda, Insecta, Diptera, Drosophilidae. The record is from RefSeq and is a predicted model, not a curated record. The coding region runs from base 3075 to 4457 and encodes 460 amino acids. Gene Ontology annotation, molecular function: single-stranded RNA binding; translation regulator activity; mRNA binding. Gene Ontology annotation, biological process: proteolysis; positive regulation of cytoplasmic translation.